AUGGCAAACAAACCCAUCGACCCCCUCCGCAUGCGCCUCUUCUCCGAACUCAACAUCCAACUCGCCCCUCACUGCAUCGACAAAGACACCAUGAACGAGACAUCGAAACACCUCGCCUUCCUCACGCGCUGCUACCUCAACACGCCGGACCCGAAUCCGCUAGCCGCCAGCAUCCCGAUUGUGAAAGAUUGCGCUCGUGGUGCAUUUGGAUUCAACAGGGGUGGUGCGCUCGGGUUGUCCAUCUCCUUCUACUACUGGAACUACAACUGCAACUGGAACUGGUAUUGCUACUUCGGAAACCGAGGCAAGUGUACCGGCUACAAAUCACCAGGCGGAACAAGAUGCUGUGAAAACGUCCACUUCGACAACUACAACUACAACUACAAUGACGAGUACAAUGACGAGUACCACGCCACCUGUGAUCCUGCCGUCCCGCAAACCCCAAGGCCCGCGUCCCACAUGCCAAUUCGGGUCUGCGGCUCCAGCGGCUGCGGGUCUCGCAGCCCCCACGAGACCGCGAGUUCGCGUGUUGAUCCAGAUGGUAGGUUCAGUGGGCCAUUGGAAGUGUCUGAUGAGCGGGUUUGCGUCCAAGGCCGAGCGCGUGGUUGCGGGGCUGGUGAAUCAAGACGAGCGUGUCAUGAGGGCAUGUGA
Messenger RNA from Exserohilum turcica Et28A, 651 nucleotides. RefSeq lists its product as uncharacterized. The coding region runs from base 1 to 651 and encodes 216 amino acids. Lineage: Eukaryota; Fungi; Ascomycota; Dothideomycetes; Pleosporales; Pleosporaceae. The transcript has 3 exons. The record is from RefSeq and is a predicted model, not a curated record.